Trichobilharzia regenti is the source of this 168-nucleotide messenger RNA. The record is from the annotation of a GenBank genome assembly. NCBI's taxonomy places the organism in Eukaryota, Metazoa, Platyhelminthes, Trematoda, Strigeidida, Schistosomatidae.
GUAUAAUUUAUGACAAUGAACUGGGAAUAUCUGGAGAAGCUUUGAUGAGACGAUUCGAUGAGUUGAGUGCCAAAAUGGAAUAUUAUGCUGAUUAUCCGAUCAGAAAUUUUUCUCUGCCAAGCCCACCUGCAUUAAACAUAACUGUAAAUGAAUUUACAGUUGGUCAAG